Messenger RNA from Menidia menidia (Atlantic silverside), 2077 nucleotides. The record is from the annotation of a GenBank genome assembly. NCBI's taxonomy places the organism in Eukaryota, Metazoa, Chordata, Actinopteri, Atheriniformes, Atherinopsidae.
GGUUUUUGGGAUACGUUCGGUUUGUCUGCUGUCAGGUCGCUUCUUUCAACCUUCGUGUAGAUGUCUAGAGUUCGUUGCGCAACAGCGACGUGUUGUGAAAACAAUCGAGCGCACCCUGCCUUUCUUCAGCUGACCAAUCACAGACAGCGGUGAUGUAAACAAGGAAAUAACAAGCGUAACCGCAACUAAAUAAAAUACACCGGAGACUUCAGUUUUUACACGAACAAGUUUCAUUUUUACAAAGAAGGAGGUUUGUCUUAUGAGAACGACAGAGCUUGUAAAAAGAAAUAUAAGCCAGGAACAUUUUUUUGUUCUGAAUGGGAAAUGGAGGAACAACACAAAAGGAUUCUACAACGAAACAGGAUCAACCUGGUGAGAGAAUUAGAUCCAUCAAACCUCUUUGAUGCCUUACUUGAAAAAGGCGUUUUUACCCAGGACAUGGUCGAUAAGAUAAAGAGCGCGGGGACCAGACGAGACCAGGCAAGGCAGUUAGUCCGGGAUUUAGAGACCCGCGGGAGUCGAGCCUUUCCUCUGUUUCUGGAGUGCCUUCAGGAGACAGGUCAGCACAGCCUGGCAGAGAUCCUACGGAAUGGAGCCCCAGCGGUUAGGUUUCAGCCUGAGAUACCCACAAAGGUGGCCCGUCCUGUUAUCAAGCCUCUUCCAGUUAUUAAAGUUUCUGUGGAUGAUGCUAAAAUAAGCGAAGAUGUCGCCACCAUCUAUCCAUCACCGAGGCCCACCACUACUCCCAGUCCACCACCAGAGGGGGACAUCUUUAGACCAAGACCAAACGGCAGAACACGACGGGACAGUAUUAAGUGCUAUAAAAUGGAUGCCAGCCCGUGUGGUCAGUGCCUCAUCAUAAACAACGUGGAGUUUGAACCCAACAGUGAGCUGAAAAAUCGCGGAGGGUCCAACGUUGACUGUGACAAGCUGGAGAGAAGAUUCAAGGCACUUAACUUUAUCGUGGAGGUCAAGACAAACCUGAAACAAAAACAAAUCAAACAUGAACUGUCAGUUUUGUCUAAGAAGGACCACUCGCAGUAUGACUGCUGCGUCGUUAUCAUGCUCUCACAUGGGACUGAGGUGAGUCACAAUCGGUUUCCUGGUGCAGUGUAUGGUGUGGACGGGCAGUAUGUUCCUGUUCAGCUCAUUACAAACUACCUCAAUGGCCAGCAUUGCCCAUCUUUACAAAGCAAACCUAAACUGUUCUUCAUCCAGGCAUGUGGAGGAGGGGAAAGAGACAUUGGCUUCGAGGUGUCCCCUGAUGAGGAUCAGCCAUCGAUCUACAGAACAGACGAACAGAUGGACGCCAUCCCGAUGUCAUCCAGCAGCGACUCCCUGAGCACUUCUGAUGAAACUGAUGCUAGAGCCACACUUCCCACCCCGAGUGACAUCCUGGUUUCCUACUCUACAUUCCCUGGUUAUGUUUCCUGGAGAGACACGACAUCGGGCUCGUGGUACGUUGAGAUUCUGGACCGCGUUCUCGAGGAAAAUGCUUCAACUGACGACUUGGUCACAAUGCUAAUGAUGGUGAACCAUGAAGUUUCCCUAAACUCUGCAAAAGGGCUCUACAAGCAGAUGCCCGGUUCCUUUAAUUUCCUCCGUAAACUCCUGUACUUUCAGUCCCCAGCAUAGUAGAGAAAUUCAUUUACCAGAGAAUGCUUCAGUAGUUUAUGACGUGAUAGCCAAUAACUUAGACAAGUGUCUUAAUUUGUUCUGUUCUAUCUUUUUUUAACCAAAAUGAUCAAGUCCAACUGUGUAAGUCUUUUACACGUGUGUCCUCUUGUAUUUUUUAAAAGAUGAAAAACAUCUGAGAUUUUUGGGGUAUGGGUGUCAUUUUUGAGGGGGGUUCUUUCCUAUUACUGAACAUAAGACAGAUCCAAGUUCCACCGUGCGACAGAGGUUGCACAGUUACGAUUAGGCCCCUGCAGGGUGUUUUUUUGCACCGAGUUGAUUUAAAGACUUUCAUGCUCUGUUUUCUGUGCUUUUCUGUGUCAAACAAGUCUCUGAGAAAAAAAUGAAAGACUUCCUAUUGACAUGAAUUGUGUGCCACUGAACAAUUAAAAUAUACAAGUGG